GACUAUCGAAAACAUCGUGCGUUAGUUAAGUGUUGUGUGGUGUCUUGUGUGUUAUCAAAGUUCCCAAAUGAGUACUUAUUUAUGGCGUUACGAAUACUUCAAUUCGGCAUUGUGUUUGCAAUAGGAUAUUAUCUCGGACCUGCAUCGCCGUUUGCAGGAGCCGUGGGACACCCAGAAGAAGUCCCUCUGUCGAUCGAACUGAAAGAUCCGCAAGAUGUGACCGUGAGCAGAGGACAGUCGGCCAUUUUACAAUGCGAUACCAAGUCCCUAACACCUGGUUUACAAAUAUCUUGGUUGUAUAAUGAUAAUCCAGUUGAUAGCAACGACACCAGGCGAGUUAUACAGGAAGAUGGCUCUCUCUACUUCCCUAAGGUUGGCGGCAGUAAAAAAACCAAAGGGCUUGUGGGAGAAUAUCGAUGUCGAGCUAUGGUUCAAAAUGUUUCAUUGCUCUCAAAUCCGGCAAAAUUAAAAAUUGCAUCUUUCGGCGAUUUCGACAAACCACCAAGUAAUCUGAGCGUUCCAGAAUCUCAGCCUGCAGUACUUUUCUGCAAUAUAAACUCAUUUCCUGCUGCACAAAUUAAGUGGGAGCAGGAUUUUAAACCUCUACCUCAUAACACAAGAUAUGUUCCUCUCCCAACGGGAGCUUUAUUAAUUACAAAAACUCAUUCCUCAGAUGCAGGAUCAUAUAGAUGUAUUGCAACAAAUAAUUUACUUAAAAAGACUAAAUAUAGUAAGAUAGUUGAGUUAACGGUUUCUUCAACCCCGAUGAAGACUGUAGAACCUACAUUUCUACCUCUUAAUAUUUUACCGAAUACCACUGUUUUGAUUGGAGAAAACAUAAAUUUAUAUUGUGCUGUGACUGGAUGGCCUAUUCCUACAGUACAAUGGCUUAAUUAUAAUAGUAUUGUUAUUAGUAAUUCGAGUGUUUUACAAAUUCGCAACGCAAGUUUUGAAGACGCCGGCGAUUACACUUGCCUAGCUUACAAUUCCGGCGGGCGUGUUUCGCAAAAAUAUACCCUUGACGUCUACCAGAAACCCUAUUUUAAUGUAACGCCUAUUUCGAAAAUUUAUCCUCCAGCGAGAACAGUUCGAUUAGAUUGUCAAGCUAAAGGUGUUCCAAAACCGAAAAUUUACUGGUUAAAAAAUAGCGAACCUUUGCCGAAUGCAGCUAGAAUCAAGAAGCAUCCCACGGGACUUGUUAUCAGUCACACAUUUACUUCUGAUUCAGGUAUUUAUCAGUGUAUUGCCGUAAAUGCAGCUGGGAGAGUUUGGGCAGCUGCACAAUUGAUACCCACAUUUGUUCACACACCUAGUCCUCCUGAAAAUGUACAAUGUAGGCCAUUCGACGACACAAGUAUUUGCCUUAGUUGGGAAACUCCUCAUAAUGUGUCUGUCAAGGCUUACAGUAUCUAUUGCUACUACACAGCAAUGGGACGUGAAAUCCCCGGACCUGAUUUCGUCACCAACAAGACGCAACAUUUGGCAUCUGGUCUUAAUACAAAUACAAAUUAUACAUGUUACAUUCGUUUGUAUUCGAAAAUCGCUAGCGACCGAUCGCAACAAGUUACUUGCAAAACAGGUGUAAAAGGAUGGAGAAAUUUGCAAGUUAUUCCUGUAAAUGAUACUUCCGUCGAAUUGUCAUGGACGAAAAUUAGCACUGACGUUCCUUGCGAUGGUACAAAAGAAUUUUAUAAAGUGCAGUGGAAAAAAAAGGGACGAUCUUUGAUCAAUUCAAAGCAAACUGACGAAUUUUUACUUGUUAUUUCUGGACUCUCAAAAUCCAUGGAAUACGAAUUUCGAGUUAUUCCCGGGUGGCAGAAAAAUGACGAUUCUCCUUGGGUUUCUUUUACCCCUAAAGGUGAUACUAGUCGUAAAAUCAGCGCAAACACAACCGAUUUGAUACCUUUAGCUCCUGAACGAUUAGAAGCUGAUAAAAUUUCGGCAACGAGUGUAAACCUAACUUGGAUCGAUAACAAUGAAAAUACGAGAUUUUAUUCAGUUUGUGCGACUGAAACUGAUAAACAGAUAGAUUGUGACGAACAUGAUUUGAUGAAAAGUGCAUCAAAUCAUUUAUUAAUCACAGAUUUACUAGCCAAUUUUUCAUACGAUUUUAAAGUUCGAGCUCAUAAUUAUCGUGGUUAUUACAGUCCGUUUUCACAGUCUGCUACAAUUCGCACCCGUGCUGAUGUGCCUUCAAAAGUUUUACAUUUGAAUUAUGAGAUUGUGAAUGAAACCGCCGUUUGCUUACAUUGGCAAGCACCGUUGCAUACAAAUGGAAAAUUGACGAGUUAUUUGAUUCUUUACACACCUAAUUCGAAUUGGCCUUUGGACGAAUGGUUCAAUAAAUCGGUGCCGACGACUUUAGAGAAUUCAAAGGGUUGUUGGUUUGUCCCAAAUAACGACCAACUUUUUUCUACCCUCCUCGUCGGCCUCGACUCAUCCAAGCAAUACACAGUUUACGUGAGAGCAGCGUCAGAAGUCGGCCUAGGCAACCCAAUAUACCCAAUCAAAAUCACAACCAGAAACACCAAUGCUGUAGCUCCCGAAACACAAGAUGACGUCCAAUACAAUCAAAUUCUAGGUAUUAUAAUGGGUGUGACGAUAUCGUUACUGUUUAUUGUGGUGUGCGUUAGUUUUACGAUUCUGGUACGAAAACGUUGCUUAAAAACACGAGCUUUUUCGAGGGCGCGGAUGGCCGCUUCAAAUAAUUAUUAUCCGGCGGUUGCACAGUACGCUUCAGAGGGAAGUUCAGUGCAAGUUAGAUUGGAAAAUCCCUGUUCGACGAUCCACGAGAUCGAACAUUUGGUCAGCGACGACGCGUCAAAUCAUAUUCCGCCGGAUACCCCGACACAUUUGGACACCAAGGGCACGGAUGGAUUUCCCAAUGGUCACUUAAAUGGAUCUGCCAAGCCAUACACUAAUGGUCAUGUUCCAAACGGCAUUGUUCACAUCACUGAAAAUCCACGAUACUACAUGCUAAAAUGCAACGGUCUUUCCGAGAAUAAAUCAAAAGCUCAAGAAAUGUGUUGCACCCCGUACGAAGAGGAUUCCAAUUCGAAUCUGAAAACAUCAAAAUUUCAGGACCUUCAUCGUAUUUUCGAAAAUUCAAAAGACCCUGAAAUAAAAUCCAACCGUCAGUGUAAUCUUCAUUUAAAACGAUCAAAAUUGAGCGAUUCUAAAAAUAACUCUAGCUUUAAAGAUGUUAGACCUAACGGUUAAUGACCGGUGACUUAGUCCAAAAAAAAUAGUAAAAAUUCAUGACCAAUUUCCCUGACUUUCAAUAAAAUGAUUAUGACUGAGCAGUAAUUGCCGAUAUAGAACUUGUUUUAAGUUAAUUUAUUUAAAUUCGAGGUAAUUUCCUACCAAAUAAAACUAAUUUGAGAGAUGGUGAAAAAUAUCUCGACUUUCAGACUUAGUUUUUUUAAUUUCUGCAAUAGAAUUUGCAACGAUUUUUCUUCACCUAAAACUCAAUUGCUCAAUGUUAAACUGUAAUUUCUUUGGCCUACACCAAUUUGCUUUUCAGUUUCGAUUAGGCUUGUUUGUUCAGCUACAAUAAAGCGUUGACUUCGUAUCGUUUUUCGAAGAUAUUGCAGUUGAAAAUUCAAGUUUAGUUGGUGUGGUUAUGAAAAUAUUAUUUUAUUAGCAUAAUACAAUUCGUACCUGAAAACAAUUACAUAUAUAUAUGAUAGCUUAGACAUAAGUAAAAUGUUACUGUACAGUAUAUAUUGUGGAUGAUUGAAAUGAGCGAUUGUUUGGUCUGGUUGUUACAGUGUUUUCUAUGUUAUAUGGCUACAAUGUUAACUGUUCUUCAUUAACGUUACCAACAAAGCAUAUUUAUUAUUUAUAUACCCAAAGAUAAAUAUUCCAUUGUUUAAAUGAUGUACAAAAUUGUUUAGAAGAUAUUAUCCUCUUAUAUUCAGUCACUAUUCAAUGUGGUGUGUGCCUUUAUAUUGUACAAAAAUAAUGAUCACUUAGUUAUGUACAGAUAGGCGUUAAGAUUUGUUUUAGAGUUACCUACAUACUACUUUUUUUCUUUUUUUUUUCUUUUCAGUGCUCUCCACCAUUAUCUUUACCUUUCCGAAUUGUUUUAAAGCGCAACCACAAACAUUCCUUCAAACAAUACAAAGUACCCGUUUAGGUUACCGUGGUUUACAUUCCAAAUUGUGCAAAUUAAAUUUAAAAAGCAAUUGGAUUUAAAUGACUAAUGUAGACGUUUUAUAGCAGAGGAUAUAUUUAAUUUUUGAUUUGAGUAUAAGAGUCAAGUUGUUCAAAUAGUUAUUAAACUUUUAAAUCUACCUCACUUAUUAAAUAUUUACAGUAAUUUAAGUAUUUUCCUAAUAUAAUAAUGUUUAUUUAUGUUAUGUCUCAGGGCAUUUUAGUUGAUUUAGUUUUUUAGUUUUUUGUUUAUAAAAUUGUAUGCUUUAUUAUUUUUGACAAUGAAAUGUAUGUUUUAUGUCCAUCCGAUAUUAUUUAAUAAUUUUAUUAUUUUACCGAAAAGUCUGAUGUGAGAGGCUGCUAGUUUAAAUUUUGUAGCCAACAGACUAUUGGUCUGGUAAGGAAUUGUAAUUUUUUUAAAACACAAUUCUAUUUUUAUCCACUUACGAUGAAUAUAGUAUACAAAAUUGUUUGUAAUGAAUUUUUACUGUGGGAUCAUAACAAAGUACUUAAUUUAUUUUAUAUUUCACAUGACAACAAAUAACUAAUAUAGUAGCAAUAAAGUGAUACAUUUUCUAUAUUUGUACAUAAAAACGUAACAACGAAGUAAUUAUCACAAAAUCAGUUUGCAUUCAAAAUACCUAUAUUAUUUUAAUUUUUUAAAAUCCCACAGUUUCAAUUCGCAAUGUUUAUAUAGUGCUGUUAGUGCAACUCAUACUGUAAAUUGUAUUUAAAUAAAAAUGGUGUAAAUGUGUUAAUAAUAUAUUUUUGUACGCUUGAAUGAAUGCGAUAUUAUAAUGUAUUUUAAAAUAAAGAAUAUUUAAAACGUAA
Messenger RNA from Tribolium madens (black flour beetle), 4986 nucleotides. RefSeq names its product protogenin A-like. The transcript has 16 exons. Bases 82 to 3219 code for a protein of 1045 amino acids. Gene Ontology annotation, cellular component: plasma membrane; axon. Gene Ontology annotation, biological process: axon guidance; cell-cell adhesion. NCBI's taxonomy places the organism in Eukaryota, Metazoa, Arthropoda, Insecta, Coleoptera, Tenebrionidae. Gene Ontology annotation, molecular function: protein binding. The record is from RefSeq and is a predicted model, not a curated record.